AUGCAUCCAGAGGUGGCCAUGGGGGCCGCUGCGCCUGCUCCAAGAAAAUCGCGCCUUCCUGAGCUUAAGUUGCCAACCUUCAGCGGCGGCUACACUGAUUACGCCGAUUUUAUUUCGAUGUUCUUGACAAUUAUUGAUAGGAAUAGUGAUCUGACUCCAAUUGAGAAGCUGCAGCACCUGAAAUCAUGCCUGAAAGGUCCAGCUUUAGAUGCCGUUCGUUCGCUGGAGAUCACUGACUCUAACUAUGGAGUGGAAAGUGCAUCAGCUGUGAAGCUUCGGGGGCUCUCCGACAAGCUCAAUGCCAAUCUUCGAGCGCUUCAGAGCUUGGGUACCUUGGAGGAGAUAGCUGGUUGCAUUCUUGUUCAUACGCUGCUGCAAAAGGUUGACCCGACUACCCAGGCUAAAUGGGAAGAGUCUGCCUCGCUGGACCGAAUACCCACCUGCACAGAAUUUACUAAAUUUCUGGAGAAGCGAUGCCAGAAACUUGAAAAUGUGGAGCAUGCUGCUGUAUCCAACGGUGGCAAUUCGCAAGCGUCAAGGACCAGGAGGUUCAGCAGUCAUGGGAGCAGUUCGUUCGUCGCCACCAGCAUCACAGCCUCGACCAGAUCUAUCUCGGCUUUGGUUGCGCCUGCCAUCACGGACGACCAGCCUAGGUUCACCGUCAGCCCAGAGGACUGGAACAUACCCUAA
This is a messenger RNA of Drosophila kikkawai, 690 nucleotides long. NCBI's taxonomy places the organism in Eukaryota, Metazoa, Arthropoda, Insecta, Diptera, Drosophilidae. The record is from RefSeq and is a predicted model, not a curated record.